AGUUCAUUUGAUGCGUCCUGUGCGAAAAUCUCGAUAUUUUUCCAUGAAGAAACCAGAACUCAACGAAUCGGCUUAUACUUCUCAACCAGAGAAGGCUUUCUCGUAAGCUUGUGCAGAAAAUGGCGUGUGUUUGAGUGAAAAACUAAUUCAAAAUCCGUAAACAAUGCAGAACAGCUGACAAGUGUGCUGAGUUUCUGUACAUUUGUUUAUAAGUUCAGUUUCUUAUACAACAGCGUCUUUACAGCCUCAACUUAGUGGAAUAAGAUGGACUAAAUGGCAUUUUUUUUCUUCGCUAACAUGUUGAAGAAUGUACAUCAAAUGUUUCAUUAAUUACAUAUUAAUUACGCUUAAGUAACGUUUAAAGAAUUUAUGACAAGCAUUAAGUUACCACUAGUGCAUUUGGCUGAGUUAUUUCCAGACCAUGUUUCCAAGAAGAAUGAAGUUUAUUCUAUGGUUUACUUGCUUUGUGUUCAUUUUCUGUGAAUGGCUGGUGUACUAUUUAGUAAUUUUUCAAUGUUCCUGGCCUGAACUAAGUCCAGAAGACAAGCAAAACAACCCAGAGCCUCUCAAUGUCAUGCUUUUAUCGGAUCCCCAUCUACUAGGCACGCAAGAUGGACACUGGUUUGAUAAACUAAGGAGAGAGUGGCAAAUGGAGAGAGCUUUUCAAACAGCUGCRACCAUAUUGCAACCAGAAGUGGUUUUUGUGCUGGGGGAUUUGUUUGACGAGGGCAUGAAAUGCAAUGACGAGGAGUUUGAUGACUAUGUCAAUCGAUUUAGAAAAAUGUUCCGACACUCAGAGGAUGUUCAUCUUCACGUUACCAUUGGUAACCAUGACAUAGGUUUUCAUGACAUAGCCUCAUCUAAUGAAAAAAACUAUCAAAGAUUUUCAAAAGCUUUCAAUAUUCCAGAUGUGGGACUUUUUCAAAUUAAAGGCAAUGUGUUUGUUACAGUGAAUUCGAUUGGACUAGAAGGAGACAACUGCACUAUGUGUGAAUCAUCGGUAAAUGCCAUCAAACAAGUUGCCAACAAGCUCCACUGCAAUGACAGAAACCAAAGAUCUUUGAGGAGAAACUUAAUCAAAGAAUUAGCGAAAAAGGAAGAAUGCGAGCUUCCAUUUGAUGCUCCUCUGCCAAUUCUGGUUCAGCAUUUCCCAUUAUAUCGAAAAAGUGAAAGCAAGUGUUCUGGUAUCGACGCACCUCCACCUGAAGAAAUGAAAAAAGAAAACCGACCKAAAUGGGAAGUGGUGUCAGAAGAAGCCACAAGUUUGUURUUAAAGUCAUUYAUGCCACGCCUUGUUCUUAGUGGCCACACCCAUCAUGGGUGUUAUGUAAUACAUGAGGAUGGGACGCCGGAACUGACCAUACCAUCGUUUAGUUGGAGGAACAGAAAUAAUCCWAGUUUUAUUAUGGCUGUGAUUACGCCCAAGAAAUUUCUGUUAUCAAAAUGUUUCAUUCCACAAGAAAACACCGUGAUAGCUAUAUAUGUUUUUUCGGCAAUUGUCCUUGUAAUUGCCAGUGCAUCGGUCUUGAAGGCCUACUUGAAGUCACUUCAGAGGAAAUUGCUCAGGAUGUUGCAAGAAAGACCUUCAAAGCCUACACAAAGAUAUUACUGAAUUAUCGAAAUUUGACGUUUUUAAAAUAAUAUAUUAAUGUAGAUUUUUGGCAAUUUUUGAAUAAAGCAUAUUUUUAAAUUUUUUUUAUUAUGCUAGAUUUAUGAAUAAUGUAAGGCAGGAAAAUUUUACAUACAAGUAAAUAACAGCUUUUAUCAACAAGUAAAGAACAAUGUAAUAACAAGCAAAUAGCAACGUUUAAUGUCAUUGAACUGGCUUCCCUUAAUUUCAUCCAAUCAAAUCUCGUUUCUCAAUAUAAUUAAUUUUUUGUCAUUCUUUUCUGAUAAACUUGUAUAAAAUAAAACCAAAGUUUUGCAUGAA
Molecule: messenger RNA, 1930 nt
Organism: Exaiptasia diaphana
Lineage: Eukaryota; Metazoa; Cnidaria; Anthozoa; Actiniaria; Aiptasiidae
Product: metallophosphoesterase 1
Exons: 6
Coding region: 422-1612 (396 amino acids)
Biological process (GO): endoplasmic reticulum to Golgi vesicle-mediated transport; GPI anchor biosynthetic process
Cellular component (GO): endoplasmic reticulum-Golgi intermediate compartment
Molecular function (GO): phosphoric diester hydrolase activity
Source: RefSeq, a predicted model, not a curated record